AUGACUAGUAAAAUGGCUGGUGAUACAAGAUCGCACACAAACCCUGAGCAGGAUGGUAUGACCGAACAGCAAAAGUUACAACAUCAAUUACAAGUUUUCCAAAACUCACUACCAAAGGUAAAUCAGAUUGCAUUCCAGAUGUUGUUGAAUGAGAUGGUUCCACUUGCAGUCUCGGUGGAGAAUAAACUAAUAAAUUCCGAGAUCAAAGGCACUCCAAAGCGAAACUCCAGUGAAUUAGAAGAAAUGAUCACUAACGUACAUAUCACCGCACCCUUGGAUAAACCAUCUCAUAAGUUAUGCCAACAGCUAUAUGAAGCAAAUGAUGGAACCAGAGAAAAGAUACUUGAGAGACUGAGGUCUAUGGGAAAUCAAAUAGGUAACAAGUUGACAGAAUUACUGGUGUUUAGUAACAAUCCGAAUCUAGUUUUCAAAGACAUGGACCUGCUAUCGGUUAUGAAGUUCAUAUGCCGUGAUGUAUGGAAACAGUUCUAUGGCAAGCAGAUUGACAAUUUAAAAACGAACCACAGAGGAACAUUCUAUCUGCUGGAUUAUGAAUAUCGACCAAUCCAGACGUUUGCAUUGGAUGAUCAAUCGACAGAAGAAGAAUUGGCAAUGAUAAAGCCCUUCUUCGAAAUCCCAGUCGGGCUAAUCAAAGGAGUGCUGUCGUCGCUAGGCUACAAAGAGGAAGAAGUAGUAUGCAUGGCGUCGUACAUAGAUCGUCCGACUGAUCGUCCCAAAUCAACCUUUAAUAAGGGAGUUAGCUUCCACGUUCAGGUGAACAUGCAGUAG
This is a messenger RNA of Torulaspora delbrueckii, 789 nucleotides long. RefSeq names its product Trs33p (gene TRS33). The coding region runs from base 1 to 789 and encodes 262 amino acids. The transcript has a single exon. Gene Ontology annotation, biological process: endoplasmic reticulum to Golgi vesicle-mediated transport; regulation of GTPase activity. The record is from RefSeq and is a predicted model, not a curated record. Lineage: Eukaryota; Fungi; Ascomycota; Saccharomycetes; Saccharomycetales; Saccharomycetaceae. Gene Ontology annotation, cellular component: TRAPP complex; cis-Golgi network; trans-Golgi network.